AUGCGUCUGUCUGUUGGUGCCGUGAUCGCCCUGGUGACAGGGCAGGUCGUUGCCAGCUGCCCCUACGCCGACAAGCAGCUCAAGGACAGAGAGGCAUGCCCCUACGCCAAGCUGGCCGAGGCACGAAACGUGCCUUCCCAUCCUCAUGGCCCCAGGUCUCACCUCGUGAAGCCGCGUGAGCCUAUCGCUGGCAAGAAUGGCAUCUUCUACAUGAACCGCAUUGCCCCCUCGGGCUCGGCCGUCUUCGUCGCCAACGCUGACGGCAGCAACGCCGUCCAGCUCAAUAGCAACCAGACUAACCCGUUCGACUACCACGCCAGCUGGUCCCCUGAUGGCGAGUGGAUCGUCUUUACCACUGAGCGUCGUCUGGACGGCCAGGCUGAUGUCUACCGAGUCAAGCCAGACGGCACUGGACUGGAGAUCCUCGUCGAGACGGAUGCGCACGACGACGCUGGUGUGCUCUCCCCAGACGGGACAAAGUUGGCUUAUGUCUCGACGUAUGGCAACCACACGGCCAACAUCUGGGUCCAGGACCUGACCACCGGCACGUCCUACAACCUAACUGACACGGCGCUCACCCGCCCGACCAACCAGGUCGGACCGACAGGCCACUUCCGGCCCUCGUGGUCCCCCGAUGGCGAGUGGAUUGCCUUCAGCUCCGAUCGCGACACGGACUGGACGGGUCACAGCAGCGGUAUAGGCUGGGAGCACACGCAGACUCUCUCCAUCUAUGUGAUCAGGCCUAACGGCACCGACUUCCGCAAGGUCCUCAGCGUCGACGACUACUCUGUGGGCCAGCCGCGAUGGUCGCCCGACGGCUCGACCAUCGUCUUCAAUAUCAUAGCGAGAGAGGACACGUACGCCGCCCACGGCAUCUCGUCCCAGAACUCGGGCAUAACAGGCCAGAUCGCUAGCGUGGACGUCGCGACGGGUACUAACAUCGUGAAUAUUACCACGGGAGACUACCAGAAAGUCGGCCAGCAGUACAUUGGCAACAGCACCAACAUUGGCUACGUCGUCAAGAAUGGCGAAUACGGCAUCGUGCAGUACACAGCUCCCGACUCGACCCACCAGUCCUUCAACGUCACCUACCUCCGCAACCCGUCCUGGUCGCCCGACGGAACUCAGAUCGUCUACGAGGUGCUGUACUGGGAGCAGCGCCAGGCCGAGGAGGAGCUCUAUUCCUUCGACUCGGAGUGGGAGUACCGCUUCAUGGACGUCUUCCCCCAGCAUAACAACGCAACCAACCGCAUGGCCAUCACGCAGAAGCAGCUGGGCGGCGCCAACUCCUCCGUCAUUACUAGUGGCCCCGAGUACACCGACCUGGUCGACUCGCUGGACACCUACCAGAUCUGGAACAUCAGUGAACCCAGCCAGGUGGAAACCGUGGAGGAGGGCGGUGGCGGCUGCUUCCAGCCCACCUUCUAUCCCGACGGCAGCAAGCUCGCGGUCGGCCUGGGCACAUGGUUCGCAGGGCGUACCCAAGGAAACGGCGUCCUGUACGAGUUCCCCGCGUCCGGCGGCGAGUACACCGCCCUGACGGAUGGCACGCAGAACGCAGGGUUCCCGUCCUAUUCGCCUGACGGCACCAAGCUGGUGUACCGCCUCUGGGACCUGGACAGCGGCGUGCCCCUGGGCCUGCGCGUCCUCGACCUGACCACCAACGUGACGACCAACCUGACCUGGGGCUGGGACAACACCCCUGGUUGGUCGCCCGACGGAGAGCGCAUCGUCUUCACCCGCAACGUGAACUGGACCGAGUCGUACGGCGCGCGCUGGUACGCGGAUCGCUUCGACGUCAUGACCAUCAAGCCUGAUGGCACCGAGCUGACCCGCGUCACCGACUCCGACGCCAACGAUGCCCACGCCGUCUGGAACUAUGAUGGCCGCAUCAUGUGGAACAGCGGCAUGUACGGCUUCCGCGACGAGUGCGCCCAGUACGACAACACGUUCCAGCCGUACGGCCAGAUCAUGAUCAUGAACUACGACGGGUCCAACAAGACCUUGCUGACAAACUCCAUGUGGGAAGACUCCAUGCCCCUGUUUGUACCGAAUGAGUACCUGUAA
Messenger RNA from Cryphonectria parasitica EP155, 2067 nucleotides. Its product is annotated as tricorn protease N-terminal domain-containing protein. The record is from RefSeq and is a predicted model, not a curated record. The transcript is spliced from 2 exons. Bases 1 to 2067 code for a protein of 688 amino acids. Lineage: Eukaryota; Fungi; Ascomycota; Sordariomycetes; Diaporthales; Cryphonectriaceae.